Molecule: messenger RNA, 1963 nt
Organism: Notolabrus celidotus (New Zealand spotty)
Lineage: Eukaryota; Metazoa; Chordata; Actinopteri; Labriformes; Labridae
Gene: gng3
Product: guanine nucleotide binding protein (G protein), gamma 3
Exons: 4
Coding region: 292-519 (75 amino acids)
Biological process (GO): G protein-coupled receptor signaling pathway
Cellular component (GO): heterotrimeric G-protein complex
Molecular function (GO): G-protein beta-subunit binding
Source: RefSeq, a predicted model, not a curated record
UACUUACUUACUUACUUACUUAUUUACUCCACAGAUGUGUGUAUUUGGUACCACUCAGCUCAGAGGGGGUGAUCCUAUCCAUCCACCACAAAUCUAGUGCUCAUUGUGGCAGAAUUGCAGUGCACUGGACUGUACAGAGCAGGGUACCAUCCAGGCUGUUGUCUGUGAGGGGUGGGGUCCGGCUACACUGAUACCACCAAACAGAAGCUCACAGAGAGGACAGAAAAAGAGAGGAAAAAAGAGAGAGAGAAGAGGGGGGAAGACUGCACCUGAAGAGGAAUAUAAUACGGGAUGAAAGGAGACACCCCAGUGAACAGCACAAUGAGCGUCGGCCAGGCCAGGAAGCUGGUGGAGCAGCUGAAGAUAGAGGCGAGUUUCUGCAGGAUAAAGGUAUCAAAGGCGGCAGCCGACCUGAUGGCAUACUGUGACGCACACUCCUGUGACGACCCUCUUAUCACCCCUGUGCCCACCUCAGAGAACCCAUUCAGGGAGAAGAAAUUCUUCUGCGCUCUGCUUUGAGACCAAUCAGGGAUUGUUGUGAUUAAAAGUACAACUGUACAGUAUGUACAUGUAUGUACAGUGUGUACAUGUACUUCAAACCGAAAAUAAAACAUCAGUGUACUAUAGUAACCUUGCAUAAAAGCUGCCGAUGUACAGUACAUAAUCAGUUACAACAAAAUAUCUAGAUCCAAAUUCCUGACCUGCUACCUGUCUGCUGUCUCAGUGUUAGAGGGGAGGAACACAAAUAGUGUGGGGAUUUGAAACAAAACCUGAACAUUGAAGUUCUAGAUAGAGUCACAACUAUCAAAAGUAACAUUUAAUAUAUCAGCGUUCAUGUGGAUGAAAAUAUACGUCAUGCUCAUUUAUAUAUUACAGGUAACUGCCUGAGAGGAAACAAUGUGUGUAUCAUCAAGUGUCUUAACAGAUUCAUGUGGAUUCUGCAGCAUUUUAAACCUUCAACUGGGAUGUUCAGUUCCUGUAUUAGGUGGGUUUUUUUUAAAUUAGGAGGUGCUACAGAUCUCAGAUGCUGCUCUGAUUGGGUCAGAUCAUUGUAAAAAAAAAAAAAAAAAAACCUACAUGUGAGAUCUGAAAACUAAAGAAGAGUCACGCCUAUGUUAGGUAAUUAAGCACAUAUUCCACGACUGAGUGUUUCCGUAUAUAAAGGAGCUGGCUAAUAGCAUUUAGAUUGUCUUUCAGAGCUGCAUCUCAUCCAUUAUUAAUAUAUUUUGUACUCUUUUGGUGAAUUCUGUUUUGGCAGUUACUUGUAUCUACCAGCUGUUUAUGAGUGGAUUAUGAUCAUAUGGUUUUUGUUUCAAAGUUUUAUUAAGAUUUUGCUAAUUUCUAUACUGUUGCUGUAGUGUGAAUGUGGAAGUGUGUGUGUGAGUGUGUAUAAGUGCUACUGUGAAACAAGAAUUGAUUUUUGUCAUCUGAUCAUUGUUACACCAGAUUUUCUAGCACACAGACCCAAAAUACAAACACACAUUCCAGGGGUUAUAGAUAUUCAACAUAUAACUAAAGCCAUUCAAGCUGAACUAAAGCUAUUUGGUAAAAUGAGAGUCUGUCAUUGGAACACUUUUCUAUUCUUUAAAGCAAAAAAACAUUAAAAAAAAGCAGUUAUGCUGUGCUUUAAAGACAGGUGUACAUCAUUAAUUCCAGAGCAGAGGUUUCCAGGAAAUCAAGGAAAAGUGUAUCCUCUAAUCUCAUUCAUGUGAAGACAGGACUGAUAAGAGGGACUUAGGAAUCUAAUAGAAUGGUCACUUUCUCCAUCUACUCCUAACGUGAACCCAUCACAUGACCUCCACAUCAUCUCUGACAUGAUACAACUCAUGGGAAUCCCUGCUCUGGAAUAUAUUAAUUCAUGAACCUGAUGUACUUUCAGUAUUUGCAAAUAUGAAAUUAGGAGCUUUGAUGAAAAAGUAACCAUGGAGUACCAGGCAUUGAAAUAAAACAUCCUGUUACCAAG